Molecule: messenger RNA, 249 nt
Organism: Mytilinidion resinicola
Lineage: Eukaryota; Fungi; Ascomycota; Dothideomycetes; Mytilinidiales; Mytilinidiaceae
Exons: 1
Biological process (GO): transmembrane transport
Cellular component (GO): fungal-type vacuole; fungal-type vacuole membrane
Molecular function (GO): ATP binding; ABC-type peptide transporter activity
Source: RefSeq, a predicted model, not a curated record
CCGCUCUUCCAACAUUUUGGCGAGACGCUCUCUGGCAUCACCACCAUCCGUGCUUAUGGCACCGUUGGUCAGUACCGUGUAGGUAAUUCCAUUCGAGUCGACAAAGCAAACCGGCCAUCAUUCUUUCUUGCGGCCACCGAGAGAUGGCUCGCAUUUCGACUCGGUCUCGUGGGAGCCACUGUUUCUCUCUUUGCUGGCUCGUUUUCUCGGAAGCUUGGAGCGAGCCGUAGGAUAUUAAGAGCAAUCUAG